GUUUGGUUUGAGACGGCCAUGCGCGAACACUGAACAGUCUCGACUCACCCUCUCCUCACGAGCCUCUUCGUGUCCUGGCUUCAACGUCGACCAGUCCCUCGCCGACCUCCUGUCUUUACCUACAACACUGAUCAAGGAUGCACUAUCGUUCCAUACUCGGCACACUCGUUUUCUUCUCUCUUCUGGGUCUCGGGCUUGGGCACUUGGAUUCGGGGACACCCAGGUCGAAGCAUGGCGCAUCAUGGAGGCGGCAUAUGGAGAGGUCUAUGAGCUUACAAAAUACUACGAGUCUUGAGAGACGUGUCGACGGAGCGAGGUUGACCUACUACGACGCCGGACAGAACGCGUGUGGUGGAUAUGAUUCGGACAAUGACUUCGUCGUCGCGUUGAAUGCUCCUCAAUGGGACAACGGCGCGCACUGCUACAAGACCAUCACAAUCUGGUACGCCGGCAAAAGUACUCAGGCCAAGGUCACCGACAUGUGCCCCGGCUGCCCUUGGGGCGGACUCGACCUCUCCCGCGGACUAUUCAGCUUCCUGGCAGACCUCGGCCUAGGUGUCCUCUCCGCUUCCUGGGACUUCGAUGAUGGCAGCAAGCCGCAGCUAGCGGCCGACCUCCAAGCAGCCUACACCCCGUAUGCCGCACACAGCACCACACACGCGCCCAGCACUACCCAAUGGACCCCGACACACACGGUCACGACCACCUACCGCGCCCCCGAGUCUUAUGCGGCCUACUCAAGCUUCAGCACGGCGACUAUGACUUUCAGCCCGUAUGCUUCUGUCUCUGGUACCUUGGCUGGCGUCACGACCUCGGCGACAUCCUCUGCGACGGCGACUCCGGCUUCGACUGUGGCGUUUGACCAGGGCACUCUGAACCGGGUCAAUCUCGCUAUUGUCGGGCUCAGCGGCCUCGCCGAGGCUGCUAACUGGGUCUGAAGCUACGAAGACUCGAGACGACUAUCUCCGCGACGUGGUCUAUGGUGUUCAUUAGGGUUUCUCAAGGUGCAGCUUGUACAAUGUAGUGUUUCAUGAAUAUGACGACUGUUAUCGGAG
This is a messenger RNA of Fomitopsis serialis, 1055 nucleotides long. RefSeq names its product RlpA-like double-psi beta-barrel-protein domain-containing protein-containing protein. Lineage: Eukaryota; Fungi; Basidiomycota; Agaricomycetes; Polyporales; Fomitopsidaceae. The transcript is spliced from 4 exons. The record is from RefSeq and is a predicted model, not a curated record. Bases 138 to 938 code for a protein of 266 amino acids.